AUGAAUCAGAUGCAACAACUAAAACAAAUUCUUUAUACUGAGGAAAAGAAGUUAAAAUCUCUACAAAAACAGGCAGAAUAUAAACAUAACAGUGGUAUUUCACCUAACCUUCAAAUUUCACUUCUAAUAGUACUGGAAAGAAAUUUAAAGGUUAAAGUGAAGUAUCCUAAAAAUAAACUUCUACAAGAACAACAACUUUUUGUUAAAUAUGAUAAGCCUGAAUUGAAUUUGGGACUGCAGAAAAUAAAGGUAGUAAAAAUCAGAACUGUCAACCAUCUUGUGAAUAAUGUUAGAAAUAUACAUGAUGAAUAUGUUGGCAGAUUUACAAUAAACAAUUAUCUACAACCUUCUCAUUCAAACUCAAUUGUGGCCAAGACCUACUGUUAUCCUGCCAAUAUCAUGGUCUUAUCAGAUGAUAAGGCCAAGGUUUCUCUUGGCAUUACAGCAAUCAGAAAAAACUUAGAGUUUUACAAACAAUUAGUAAGCCAUCCUAAUGAUACAAAUGUUAUACUUCACAAUAGCCAACUUUCAAUUUUCAUUCAUCCUCAAUAUGGAGUUGGCACAAGUUCUGCAACUCAUAUGCAAGAUUUAGAUUUAUUAGAAAAGACAGCCAUCUGGAUGAACAUUGUCAAAUAUGCAACAAUGUUUCAAGCAUUUGACCUGGACUACCUAACCAUUCAAACACAAUCUUCAGAUCAAUCCAAAUACAAUCUGGUGAAAUGGGAUAUAGUAUCCCUUUCUCAAAAGCUUACAGGCAUCAUCCUAUCAGUUAAUAUCUAUGAUCCAUUAUUUGGAAAGUUAAUCAUAGUAGAGUAUAUUAAAAGAAAUAACUUCCCAUUUUCCAUCAAGUUUCCAAGAUCUGAAGAUGAAAAUAACAUGUCUUGGAAGUGGUUAGAAACUCAUGCAAGGAUAUGUAACUAUUUCUUGGAUAUAAAAAAAUGUGAAAAUAUUUUGUGUUACUUACCAAAGCAAUGUAAAGAGAUUGCUAGUCUUCUUAUGAAGAAUGAUGGAUUUCUCCCUCCAGUAAUGAUGGGUAAAGAUGGGUACUAUGUCAAUCUUAUACAUUUGUUAGAAUUUUUCAAUAAAGAUAAGAUACCAGAAUAUGAUGCUUAUUGUCUUUCAAUUGGCAAGGCCAAUUAUGCUUAA
Molecule: messenger RNA, 1146 nt
Organism: Cetraspora pellucida
Lineage: Eukaryota; Fungi; Glomeromycota; Glomeromycetes; Diversisporales; Gigasporaceae
Source: the annotation of a GenBank genome assembly